GAGAGAAAUGCUAAUAGUGCUCCAACUGUUUCAGAUGGAUUUUGCAAGAAAACUAAGCUUUCUGGUGUUUGUACUGUGUGUAUUGAUCUCUCUGAAGAACCGAGGUGCUGAAACAAACAGGGUUUCAUUGGAUAUGGAUUUGAUUUCCACAGUUUCAUCUUCGUAUGGGUCGAUUUUCUUGUCGUCCAAGCUCGAAGAGUCUGGCAAGAACCGAUCGCUUGAAUAUGAUUUCUACCGCGAAUCGUGUCCACACGCCGAGAAAAUCAUCCGAUCAAUGGUUCAUAUUCUCCACAAAGUACGGUCUGAUGUCGCUCCUGCACUGUUGCGUCUGGUUUUCCAUGAUUGCUUCGUUGGGGGAUGUGAUGCCUCUAUUUUGUUGGACGCUGCUGAUGGAGUAGACAGCGAGAAAGACUCUCCUCCUAACGAAUCCCUGAAGGGUUUUGAUCUGGUUGACAUCAUCAAAUCAGAGGUCGAAAAAGCAUGCCCUGGAAUAGUUUCUUGUGCAGAUAUUAUUGUUUUGGCUGCUAGAGAAGGUGUUGUUCUGGGUGGUGGGCCAUUCUACCCUCUCAAUACUGGUAGGAGAGACAGCACUCGUUCUUUCUCAAAAAUGGCAACGAAAGAGCUUCCUAGUCCCCAUGAUGAUCUCUCCAGAAUUAUUGAAUCAUUUGCAUCCAGGGGAUUCCAUGAGAGAGAGACUGUCAGUCUCUUAGGUGCUCACAGUUUCGGGAUGAUUCACUGCAAAUUCUUCCUCAACCGGCUCUACAACUUUAAUGGGACUGGUAAACCCGACCCAUCUGUAGAUAUUGAAUUCCUCGAAGUCCUGAGGUCGAGAUGCAACAAUAGCCACAUCCCAUCAUCACCAUCAGCGUCACCAUCAUCAACACCAUCAGCAUUGCCAUCAUCAACACCAUCAGCAUCACCAUCAGUGUCACCAUCAGUAUCGCCAUCUUCUGUGAAUGGCUCAACAUUUUCCUCCAGCCUGGUGGACCAAGCAAUGAAUAUGGACUAUGAGGGACGAGGAUCAGGUUUUGGCAUGCUAUACUACCGCAGUCUUUUGCAGGGUAGAGGAAUCCUCUAUGCUGACCAGCAACUAACAGCAGGGCAAGAAACUGAAACUUGGGUCAGAACAUAUGCCUCAGACCUUCCUUUGUUUCGACGGGACUUUGCUAAGGCAAUGAUGAAGCUCUCUGAACUCCAAGUACUGACUCCACCAAUGGGCCAGGUUCGGCUCAAUUGUUCGAAGGUGACCUGAGAAAUGCAGUGGGGCUACACCACUUAUUCAGCCCAUCUCAAGUUAGAUAUGUGUGCCUUUUCAAUGGCAUAUUCACUGCUCCCCUCUCUGUAAUAAGCAAAAACAUGUUGGCACUUGU
Molecule: messenger RNA, 1370 nt
Organism: Cornus florida
Lineage: Eukaryota; Viridiplantae; Streptophyta; Magnoliopsida; Cornales; Cornaceae
Product: putative Peroxidase 48
Exons: 4
Coding region: 8-1252 (414 amino acids)
Biological process (GO): hydrogen peroxide catabolic process; response to oxidative stress
Cellular component (GO): plant-type cell wall; plasmodesma
Molecular function (GO): peroxidase activity; heme binding
Source: RefSeq, a predicted model, not a curated record